AUGAGUAACGCAGAUCGUGUUCUUUGUUUUAUUGACCUUCAUCACAAUGUCUAUGUUAAUGUUUCAUCAUUUCUUAUGAAACAAAGAAAACUUGCAUUUACUGUAACGACGUUGGUUCUAUACCACGUCGAUGAGCAACUAAGUUUUGUCGAAAUGUCGGCCAUCAUAUGCAGACAAAAUGAAAGUCAAUUAGAAAAGUGCAGUUUUUAUAUUUUUCUCUUUUUUUUUUACUUGGCAUUAAUUAUUACACAAGAAAGAAAAAAUUAA
This is a messenger RNA of Rotaria sordida, 267 nucleotides long. The record is from the annotation of a GenBank genome assembly. Lineage: Eukaryota; Metazoa; Rotifera; Eurotatoria; Philodinida; Philodinidae.